This is a messenger RNA of Polychytrium aggregatum, 1441 nucleotides long. Its product is annotated as WD40-repeat-containing domain protein. The coding region runs from base 159 to 1433 and encodes 424 amino acids. Gene Ontology annotation, molecular function: protein binding. The transcript has 8 exons. The record is from RefSeq and is a predicted model, not a curated record. Gene Ontology annotation, biological process: protein ubiquitination. Lineage: Eukaryota; Fungi; Chytridiomycota; Chytridiomycetes; Polychytriales.
GCCUGCUGUCGGAAAUUUUCCAGGCGCUGGCUGCUGCCGGGCCUUGCCAUCAUCCAUCGAGCCAAGAGACGACCGGGUCCGACAUCCCCCUUGGACACCUACCAGCCCACCGCCGCCAUCGCUGCAGAAGGCCUCCCUUGGAGCAAGCCACAGCAGAGAUGAUGCACGACGGAAGCUCCUGCGUCUAUGGGCUGAAGCACCACGCCCGCUGCCUGACGGGGCAGCCAGGCGAACAAGAGAAGAACCGAUUUCUCGUCGGAACGCAAGGAUACAGAUGCGACAAUGAGAUUCAUCUGCUGGAGUUUGAUGAGGACGAGUUUGAGAUUCGAUUCCAUGCCUUUCGCCACCCAAACGAGAUCUGGCACAUUGCGCCGUCUCCGGCCCGUCCCGACCUGCUGAUCACCUGCCAUCGCGAAGUCCAAGCGUCCGGCGCUGUCCGUGGUCAAGCAACCCUUCUGAUGAUGGGCGCCCUCGAUACCGACGAGGAAGGGAAUCUGCGCAACAACACCGGCACGCUGGAAACACUCCUGUCGCUGGAGCCGGAUCGAACGCUGGGAGAUAUACAUAGGGUCCUGUGGUCUCCCACCGGCGGCACCGAAAAUAUCGUUGCGGUCGGCACGGAUGCAUUUGGGCUGCUGUCGAUCGACCGAGGACUGUCCAAGGCAGCGUCGCGGCAGUCGGUCAAGAUUCCCCUCCACGACCCGGCCGACGAAAUCCUUGCGGCUUCAUGGGAUCCCCAUAACACCAACAGCAUCUGCCUCGGAGCCGGAGGAACGGUGCAUGGCUGGGACAUCAAAGCAAACACCCAAGCCUUCAAGAUCGAGAAUGCACACGACGCAUCCAUUCGGGAUAUAGCCUUCAACCCCAACAAAGCACAUAGUCUCGCGACGUGCGGGGAUGACUGCUUCAUCAGGUUCUGGGACUUGCGCAAGGCCGAUGUGCCUGUGAAGCAGCUCAACAACCAUACACACUGGAUCUGGUCAGUGGCCUUCAACAAGUUCCACGACCAGCUGUUGCUAUCAUCAAGCUCAGACUCGUUGGUGAAUUUGGAGAGCAUCAUUUCGAUCUCAUCAUCAUCAUCAUCGUCGUCGUCGUCGGGUGGAGUAGAGGCUUCGGCUGAGAAGCUGCAGCAGACCCCGCACAUCCGAGUGCGCCACCACGGCCCGCUGGAAGAAGAGGAUGAAGAUCAAGAGUCGAAUGGCUCUGAAGCUGAACAUGCCGAUGACAACUCGGACGAAGAUGGCUUGGACGAGGACCUCGAGUCGAACAGGCCAACGGAUGGACUUGUUGCGACCUACGACCAGCACGAAGAAAGCGUGUACUCGGUGGCCUGGAGCGAGGCGGACCCGUGGGUGUUUGCGUCGCUCUCGUGCGAUGGACGGGUGGUGGUCAACACCGUGCCGCGAGAACACAAAUACAAGAUCAUCCUUUAGGAGCAGGG